Eimeria acervulina is the source of this 2265-nucleotide messenger RNA. RefSeq lists its product as hypothetical. The record is from RefSeq and is a predicted model, not a curated record. The coding region runs from base 1 to 2265 and encodes 754 amino acids. Lineage: Eukaryota; Apicomplexa; Conoidasida; Eucoccidiorida; Eimeriidae. The transcript has 3 exons.
AUGGGGGGCCCUCAGUGGUACCUGGCGCCGCUGGUGAUCCUCGCUGGCUGUUCAGUUCUGUUAGCCGUCGCGGCGGCAUCAGACACCAGCAGUGGCGUCUCCCUUAUUCACAGCGGCAAAGCCUUUUGGCUUUGCUUCACGGGGAUUGAAGGCGUGGCCUGUGGCAGUCGAAGAGAACCUGCUGUCAACGCCGCGGGUGUUUUCUGCGGGGAUGGCCUUUGCUGUCCUGACACAAGCACAGGCAAUCCUCUAAUAUGCAUGAAGGAACCAUGCAGCAGCUCGUUUUCGCAAAUUCCAAACUCUUGCAAUGUCUGUGCGGGUGGUCCCUGUGGCCCAGCAGAUGCCGUCAAGUUUUGCUACCCGUCUAAGGUGGUGACGAGCCCGUUGGAUCAGGCAAAAUACGAGGCCACUUGUGUGUGUGAAAAGAACUACGUCUUCAAUGUGGAGACGCAGAAGUGCGUGCCUGCUCCGUAUGAUAGGUGUGCGAGGGAGGCUCCAUGCGGCCCUGUGGAGCGGGUAAAUACAUGCAGGGAGCACCCAAUAACUGGAAAGUUUAUCUGCACAUGCCGGAAAGGAUACGUGUUGAAUAAGAGGGACAACGAAUGCCAGAAGAGGUGCUCGGAUGAAGAAGCUGCUCUCUGCGGACCGGCCGAGGCACAUGAAGCGGAGCGCUGUUCCAUGGGCCUCGGCGGCAGAAUUUGCGCUUGUAAAGAUGGAUUCAAGUGGGAUUCGGAUCUACGGAUGUGUGUGGAGGACGACUGCUAUUCGCCUGCGUGUGGUUGGCAAGAAGGCGUGGAAUCAUGCGCUAAGCAAGGGGAGCAGCGAACGUACACAUGCGCCAAUGGAUAUCAAAUGAACGCGUCGAGGGAGUGUCUGCCGGAGUGUCCCCCGGGCUGGCGCUACAACCGAAAUCGCGAAAUGUGCGAGCUUUCAAUCACGAGCUGCUCGUUGAGUGACUGCGGUGCUACGGAAGCCGUAGAGGCGUGUCUGGUAGACAAAGACUCGGGCACACAAAUUUGCAAGUGCAAGGCGGGGUACGCGCUACACACGGAAACGGGAAGAUGCGCUUCUCUUCCUGCAUGCCAGGUAGACACUUGCAAAGAUUUCGGGCCGGAUGCCAUUUGCGUUUCCGACGGCUCCUCUGCGUACUCUUGUCAGUGCGUUUCUAAGAUGAAGACCGUGGGAGAUGAGACGACAACUGUGGUGAAGGCUUGCGAUGCGGUUGAGUGCUCGGACCCGUCCAUCUGUGGGAAAGCGAAGUCGGUCAUGGAAUGCAUCCAAGGCGCUUCGGCGCAUCACUGUUUGUGUAGUCCCAGGUACACGCUGGACGUAAACUCCGGAACGUGCACUCCUCUAGACGUGAUGUUCUUCCAUACAAAUUAUGUCCCGGCAGGCUCUGCCAGGGUAUCCGCCACCCGUGCCCCCAUGCGCUUUAUCAUUAAGGCCGCGCCUUGCCUAACGGCAGACUUCAACGGGUCCAACAGGACUUUUGACGUCACGACUUACAGCAAGGCAGGAGAAACACGCACAAUCAGUCUAACGUUGCCGUAUCACUCAGGCCCCCACACAGGGACGGCCUUCACGUAUAGAAUGUCGCCAGCGCCGGGCGGCUUUGACAUUUCGCUUGUCUACGAGAUGCGCCCGACCUAUUUCAGGCAGUCGAUGGAACAAACAUCAUUUCGGGUGUACACUAACCCAGUCGCGUGGGGAGCUUCCCUAGAUCUAGGGGGUGGCGCUAAUGGUGCAAUUGCUGCCCUGAUGACAUCUGCGGGCGACAGUCCUUGUGAAGUGGCCUCCGUGAAGGUUUCCUCUAUGACAGACGACAAACGAUUUGAAAAUCUCACUGUUUUGUUUGAGAAGCUGCCCACGGCCGAGGCAAAUGCCCCGUCAACAGCUACUGGAUUCCCAGAGGUGAUUCCAGGCCUAUCAAGCAAUGAGACAGUCGCUUUCCCUUCCCCUUCAGAUCAAUGUGAAGAGCCACCAGAACCUGAAGAGGACACACCCCUACCCUUUCCAGCGCCAACCGAUCCACUGCCACCGCCGGUACCUGAAGAGGAGAAACCCUCGCCCGUUCCAGCGCCAACCGAUUCACUAUCACCGCCAGAACCUGAAAAGGACACACCCCGCCCCGUCCCAGCGCCAACCGAUCCACUGUCACCACCAGAACCUGAAGAGGGCACACCCGUUCCAGCGUCAACCGGUCCACUUUCACCCGGAGAAAUUGCCGGAGACGCAAACGGGAAUGGUGAUGCUGAAAAACAGUGA